Molecule: messenger RNA, 864 nt
Organism: Batrachochytrium dendrobatidis JAM81
Lineage: Eukaryota; Fungi; Chytridiomycota; Chytridiomycetes; Rhizophydiales
Exons: 9
Coding region: 1-864 (287 amino acids)
Biological process (GO): fatty acid biosynthetic process; malonyl-CoA catabolic process; acetyl-CoA biosynthetic process
Cellular component (GO): peroxisomal matrix; mitochondrial matrix
Molecular function (GO): malonyl-CoA decarboxylase activity
Source: RefSeq, a predicted model, not a curated record
AUGUUGAACUCAAACUAUCCUGACUAUUAUACACUCGGAUAUCGAGAUGAACCCCAUUCCAGCACGAAUGAUGAUGAAUUGAUGAAUGUUCAAAACAAUGAAAAAGGUGUUCGAAAACUAGUAGCUGGGGUUGUCAAGGCAAAACGAGAGGAUGGAGAUAUCUGGCCAUCGUUACUGACUCGUCAACUCUGCGAGUUUUAUGAAAACCAAGAUCUGACUGGACGAUCUAAAUUUUUGCAUAUACUGGCCAAGGAUUUCUGUAUUGAUUUACAGGAAACGGCAUCUGCUGUACAGCAGUUUGAAGAAUCGCUAGAGUGGUUUGGCAUGGGAUUCCUUGAUUUGGAACGCAUUACUUGGCACACACCGGCAAGCAUACUUGAAAAGAUCAUUUCUUAUGAAGCUGUGCAUGCUAUUGGGUCGUGUGAUGGUCUUAAACAGCGACUUGGUCCUGGUCGUCUUUGCUACUGCUUCUUCCAUCGUGGUAUUCCACAGGAACCACUUACAUUUGUGCAGGUAGCACUUGUCAAUGAAGUAUCGACUCGGAUUCAAAAUAUACUGACAGAUCCACAUCCCGACACCAAGGAUCCCACAGUUGCCAUAUUUUAUUCUAUUACAUCAUCUCAACGUGGACUAGGAGGUGUGGAUGUUAAAAUGAUAUCUGAGGAUACUCGAUGGCUUGAUGAUCCAGACUUGUCACGUCACUAUCAACCCAUCAUUGAACGGCUGUGCUCUCAAUAUUUAAUUCUGGAAAGCAAGCGAUCGUUUGCGCUAGAUCCAGUUGGAAACUUUCAUCUUCGAAAUGGAGCAGCUAUUCAUCAAUUAAACUGGAGAGCAGACACUUUAGAUAAACAGUCAGUGCCAUGA